AUGUCUUAUCACCAGAACCCCGAAGAAAUUGAUCCCAGCGUUGCAGGUUAUGAGCAGGCACACAGCUCAUCCGUUGAGCCUGUGCCGACUCCUGUGUCAGAGAGAUCACCAUCGCCACGACUUCUACAACCGCAACUCGACUCCCCGGCCCAAGCCGAAGAAGAUGGCUCAACAAGUGACACCAGCUCCAGUUUGAUAGCUCGUCAGCUCUCAAUCGAGGGACAAGAGGAAGAUCUCGAAGAGCAAGCACACAUAGAACUGGAGGCCCAGGGACGUGAAGCUGCCUGGCGCCAUCAUCCUCAACCCAUAUCUCCCAACCCACAACAACAGCAGACACCACCUAUGAUCAUCGGUGCACCGCUGGGGAGAAACCUGACAGUACUUGAAGCAACAAGUCGUCUUGUUUCUCAGUGGGAGGCAAUCUACCAGUCCACCCUCCAAUCAUCUCCUGAGGCCGCCUCUCCCAUCCUCGAAGAACUAACAGAAGCCCGCGACGUACUUGCUGCCCUCACAGCCGAGCAACAACAAGCCUACCCACCCUCUCUCUCGUCUUUCAAAGAAGAGACCCAGGACCCCAUCACAACGCCUCUAAACUCCCUCAACGCCUACAAAUCCGCCGCCGUAGCCUCCCGGAUCCAAUUCCUUACCGACUCCCUCGUGGACUCCCACUUCCCGCCCGAGCGUGCAAACAUCACCGCCGCCAUAUCUCUCUACCACACCGGCCGCAUCCCCUACUCCGCCAACUGGGCCCUUCUCUAUGCCGGCCACCUCGUCGACUUUGCCCCAAACUACGCCUCCUUCACCGCCGAUCGCCCGGCCCGCCUUGACCGCUACGCCCGCCUCUACGGCGAAGGAUGGCUCUGGAUCGAGCCGCCCCUGGCCCGCGAAGCCGGUGGGCCGAACUUCUUCUCCGCACGCAGGGGAACCUUUGUCCCGGAGACCGACACCUCAUAUGACAUGGGCCACUACAGCGUCACCAUGUCCUUCCGGCGGAUGAAGAGCCUAGUCUACCGUGGCGCUGCCGUGACAGACAUAUCACGGAAGAGGAAGCACGACCAUCUAGCUCAUAGCAGCGACGACGACGAAGGGAUACUAGGAGAUGAAGAACAAUGGCCGGCUCAAUUUCUCGAUGUAGACUCGCACGCAUUAGAUAGCGCACUCUGCUUCAAGUCGCCAAAGAUCCCCUCUUCCUCCGACCAUGACCCAGGUAUGCUAUCAACAACCCGCCUUCGCAGCAACCGCCCUUCGAGGCACCCACACAUGGCCCGCGACCACGCCGCGCCGACGCUGCACUACCGCCUGCUCCUCGACAGCGGCGCGACCCUGCCGAUGAUUUACGACCGGGACGCCCGCGCCCUCGGCAUCUGCCGCAAGACCUACGCCGCCGUCUCCCGCAUCAACGUGGAGACGGCCUCGGACGGGAUGGCGACGUGGCUGUACGAGAUGCAGGUCUCCGUCGUGGACACGCAGACGUGCGAGCCGCUCGUCUCGUCGACGUCGCCCGUCUGGCCCGCCGAGGAGCACGCCCUCGGCGGCGUGACGCUUGUCAUGACCCGCCCGUCGCCGAGGCUCAACGGGAUUGCCAGCUUCUCGUCGCCUUGCGGGGGCAUGGAUGCCGUUGCCAAGACGGUCGAGGGGAAGACGAUGAUGCUCGAGAAGGCAAAGGGUCUGGUUGAUCUGGCCGAGGGGCGCGACUACGGGCGUCUGUCUGGGCUUUUACCGUUCAAGGUGUGCUACGUGCAAGCAACCCCUGGGCUGCGCACCAUGUGGAUGGGCGAGGACCGUCGCGAUGUCCUCGGUGCGCAGCGGAUGCCCGGGCAGAUGCGCUGGGCGCCUGGAACUGGGAGGAUUUGCGAUCCAGGUCAUCCCAGAGGUUUAUGGAAGACUCUUUGCAGUGAUGAUGACGGCAAACCUGCACUGCUACGGAUGGCACACGAAAAGGCAGCGCUCAUGGACGGCGAGGAAGGGGCACGCAUGGUGGACGUCGAAGAGAAGGACUGGAAGGGGCGGAGUGAAGUCUUGGUUGUGGACAAGAACGGCAUAAGGAAGAAGCACGUCAUUGAGCCUAGGUUGUUGACUCAACAGCAACGGAAUAUGCAGCAGGUGAAGAAGCGGAAGACGGAUGUGUGA
Messenger RNA from Colletotrichum spaethianum, 2130 nucleotides. RefSeq lists its product as uncharacterized. The record is from RefSeq and is a predicted model, not a curated record. NCBI's taxonomy places the organism in Eukaryota, Fungi, Ascomycota, Sordariomycetes, Glomerellales, Glomerellaceae. The coding region runs from base 1 to 2130 and encodes 709 amino acids. The transcript has a single exon.